UCAGCCCUCCUGCAAGAGCUCACUCGUCCUCCUGUUGUCACCUCCACUCGCCUGCCGCCUGACUCCUCCUCAGCAUGUCCACUCUGCUCUGUCUGUCUCUGCUGGCUCUGUCCUCGCUGACCGCUGCGUCUGAUCUGGACUGCGAUGAGUUCCUCAAACCUUCAGAGAAUCGAAGCAAGGUAUCCGGCCGCUGGAUAUUUCAGGUUGGAAUUUCUGACACCGAAGAGCAAAUGGAAUUCCUCAAAUCAAUCAACAGCUCUUGGAUGGAAAUCCAAACUUCCCCUAAAGGUGAAGACUUAAACCUUCACUUUGGAGACAGAAUUGAUGGAAAAUGUAUGUAUGGAACAGCUAACUCCUCUGUUUCAGGAAACUCCACCAGAGUGACAUUUUACUACAAUUCCACCUCACAAGAGGUGUUUGGGAAGCUUCUGGAGUCGUGUCCCGACUGCGCCGUCUGGUCAGACUACAAACUGACAGAGGAAAACGGGAAAACCAAAAAACACAGAAACCUUUACCUGUUCACAAAAACCGGAAAGCUGGAUGACAAAAAUCUAGAGGUUUUCAAGAAGCAGGCUGAAUGCCUCCACUUUUCAACAGACUUUUACUUUCCUGAAACAACUCACCUGUGUCCUGAAGAAAAGGACUCAGAGGAAAAGGCCGAUGAUCAAUGAACACAUCCGAACUGACCCAAACGGUGAAGGAACCAGCAUCCAUGACUAUAGUAUGUUGCAACAAGCCAGCUCCCAGCGUUUCCCGUACAACAAUGACUUAGAGCGUAGAAACCUGCUCCUCAGCUGUUCAUUUUAACAAGUCUGCGGUGAAGUAGAAAGUAUCAAGCAGAUGUCUCAUUUUCUGUCAUAUCUCAGCUGAAAUGUCCUCUUUUCUUUCAUGCCAAUAAAGAUGACUUGCAAAUAA
Oryzias latipes (Japanese medaka) is the source of this 915-nucleotide messenger RNA. RefSeq lists its product as uncharacterized. The record is from RefSeq and is a predicted model, not a curated record. Lineage: Eukaryota; Metazoa; Chordata; Actinopteri; Beloniformes; Adrianichthyidae.